Fusarium venenatum is the source of this 1095-nucleotide messenger RNA. The record is from RefSeq and is a predicted model, not a curated record. Lineage: Eukaryota; Fungi; Ascomycota; Sordariomycetes; Hypocreales; Nectriaceae.
AUGUCUAGGCCCACGCCCCCCGAAAAGGCUACUGAUAACUCUAAGGCAGUCCCUACGUCGCCUAAAGACCCAGUAGAAACUUCAGAGACCGAGACUGGUCUUCUGCCGCCACAGCACUGGGCCCAGUUGACUGAGGAUGUUGACGAACAAGAUGAUGCUGACUCUAUCAUCCCCGACAAUGCCAGCUCAACGGCGUCUCUGACAUCUAGCAUACUGAAGUACAGAACACUGCACGGCAGACUCUACCAGAGUGAGCGGGGGAACACUGACUACUGGGGACCCAUCGAUGAGACUCAUCGGGAAGCUAUGGAUAUCAACCAUCAUGUGCUUACCCUCUUGAUGGGAAACAAGCUCUAUUUGGCACCAAUUUCGAAUGACAUACAGGCGGCUGCAGAUAUCGGAACAGGGACAGGAAUCUGGGCUAUUGAAUUUGCGGACCAAUUCCCCAAUGCUUCAGUAAUCGGAACCGACCUCGCUCCUAUCCAGCCAAGCUGGGUUCCUCCAAACCUCGAGUUUCAAAUUGAUGAUUGUACCCAAGAAUGGACUAUCGCGCCCAACUCACUUGACUAUGCGCACCUGCGCUGGCUUGUCGGAAGCGUUGCAGACUGGACAGCCCUGUUCAAAGAAGCCUACAAGAGCCUCAAGCCUGGGGGUUGGAUCGAAAGUUACGAGCCUUCCUCAACUAUCGAGAGCGAUGAUAAUACAGUCUUGCCUGGAAGUGCGAUGAGCCAGUGGCAGAAUUUCUUUGUCGAGGGUGGACGCAGAAUGGGUCGUACUUUUAAAGUGUUUCAAGACGGUAUUCAGAAGAAGGCUAUGCAGGAAGCCGGAUUUGUUGACAUCGAGGAGAGAAACUUCAAGAACCCAAUUGGAGGUUGGCCCAAGGACCCGGAAGCACGAAGCAUUGGACAGUAUACACAAGCUGCGUUGGAGCAAGACGGCAAAGGGACAGUUUUGCACAUGGCGACUGCGCUGGGAUGGUCGGAAGACGAAGUCACUGUGUUCAUCUCUCAUUUCAAUCGGGAGAUUCGAUCACCAAAGAUCCAUGCAUACUUCAAACAGAAGGCGGUAUGGGGACGCAAGCCUGAUACAGUAUGA